UUCCCUUAGGUUGGCAAUGGGGCAAUAGAAUCGUCUACAGCAGACAGCUACAACUACAAUCUAGCAUCACAAACCUCACGUAUUUUAUUCCGUUCAUUUAGCUUUAUUUUUGUUUUGAAGCAAUCCUCAAAAUAUGUAAAUCAUCAGAAAUGAAUUAAAAAACUUGAUUUUUUUCUACACAAGUAAUCUGUCUUUUCAUACUCUUGAAACGGUACCGUACUCUACCACCUCACGCAGAGACCCGUAUUUUCUCUCACAUUCGCCGCCUACUCAGUAGUGUAGAUUAGCUUUUUAAGAGUCGGCAUCAAGUCUAAGUUGCUACAGAUAGGAAAAAUAUAAACUAUGUUGGAAGAAACAUUUAUUUUUGCAAAUUAAUCAAGAUUUCUGAUCAACUUAUUGUGAUUUCUAGCGUGCUAGUGCAAUAGCUGGGACCUUACUUAUAUCUUGAAUAUUACCGGUAUAGUUUGCAACUGUGUCCAAAAUGAGGGAGGAUUUGAAAACUCAGUUUCAGAGAGACGGUUUCAUAGUUCUCGAGAACUUUCUGAAUGAAGAUGAGGUGAAGGAAUUGAAGACCGCUGGUGAUGAGUUGGCAAUGAAUGUUCCAAAAGAAAGCCGAAAAUGCAUUUUCAACUCGACCCAAUCGAAUCAAAGUAAGGACAAAUAUUUCGUGGACAGCGGCGACAAGAUUAGUUUCUUCUUCGAGAACGACGCCAUUGGUGAAGAUGGCGAACUGAAAGUGGCCCAAGAGAAGUCGCUCAACAAGAUUGGGCAUGCUCUGCACAUUCUGCACCCAUCCUUCUACAAGGUCACAUUCUCCGACAAAGUCAAGGAGACUUGCUAUCGGCUUGGAAUGGAGGAACCGCUUGUCGUUCAGAGCAUGUACAUCUUCAAAAAUCCUGGCAUCGGAAGUGCUGUGAUUCCGCACCAGGAUGCAUCCUAUCUUCACACGGAGCCGAUGACAGUGAUGGGAUUCUGGAUAGCCCUGGAAGAUGCCACCCUGGAGAACGGCUGUCUCUCCUUCAUACCCGGGUCGCACAGCAACGGGGUUCACCGCCGCUUCAUCAGGAACCCGGACUCCGCCUCUAGCGACCUCCUCAUCUACGACAAACCUGCGCAGAUCUACUCCAGUUCCGGCUUUCAGGCGGUGCCUGUCAAGAAAGGUGACUGCAUUAUAAUUCAUGGGCAAGUAGUACAUAAGAGCGAGCACAACAAAUCUUCCAAAUCGAGACACGCCUAUUCAUUUCAUGUAAUCGAACAGUCGUCCAAAUACUCGCCUGAUAACUGGCUGCAGAGCGAGAAGGGAUUCAUGAUGCUGUACGGAAAUUGAUGUUCUGUCUCUCUCAAAAACACAAUUUAAAAGAGGCAGAAAAACAGAGAUAAGAGUAUGUUUUAUAUUUGCUUGGAUUUUGCUCAAAUACUCGAUCAAAUAUAUUAGUUAAUUUAUUUGUCAGGUUUCAUAAAAUUUUAUUCUAAAUCGAGCAUUUUUUAUACCGGUAUUCAAUUGAACAAUAUAAGCCUACUAUGUUGAAUACAUGAAUUUUUUAGUCUGAAAAUUCUAAAUAUUGUAAACUUUGGUACAUUUUCAAGUUACCGAUAUAGAAGUGAUUAUGAGCCUUAAUAGUUUCACUAGUCAACAAAUUAUCUAGAUUUUAUAUUGAGGGCAUUAUUUUAUUAAAUAUCUUUGGAAAACUUUUAUAAGUUAAUCAAUCUGAACUUUUAAAUAUGAUAUUCUAGUUGUUCUUAAGUUUCCUUAUGAUUAUUUACAAUAGAUCUGAUUGUUUUAUUCGUUGAUGAUCUUUUACUGUAUUUCUAUUAUUUUUUAAUUUUAUAAAAUUUAUUAUCUAUUAUGAUCAACGCCUAAUUGAAAUUUUGUUAUAGGAUACUGUAUUUUGAUGUCAUAAUCUAUUGUAUUGCUUACAUUUUUUGAAGAAUAUUUUAUUGGUCAAUGUUUUAAAUUCAAUCAUUAUCCAUUGUAAGUUGUAGCUAAUCUGCAAUAAGUCUCCAAUUACAAUAACUAUAAGAAUACUAAUUUUUACGAGCUUCCCAUGAUGUGAUCUACAUCAAUAUGUGUGAUAGAAUAACAAUAUUUUUUUCAAUAUCUCUCCAAAUGUAUUCAUAACACUUUGCUAUCGCGCCUAAAUGAGAUAAGUCAUUGAAAUGAGAUUAACACUUUGAUAAUUAAAUGAUAAAAAACUGAUAAUGAUUAAAUGAUAAAAAACGUUGAUUCAUCAUUACUCAUAAGAAGAGCCAAUAUAAUUGAAAUGUUUGAUAGAAUAUUAUUUAAUUAUCUGUAUUGUUACUAAUUCAGAUUAUUUAUAUUUUUUAAGAAUGUAUUCUUGUUCUCAAAUAAAGAAAGCCAUGUUCUAUA
Molecule: messenger RNA, 2368 nt
Organism: Nilaparvata lugens (brown planthopper)
Lineage: Eukaryota; Metazoa; Arthropoda; Insecta; Hemiptera; Delphacidae
Product: phytanoyl-CoA dioxygenase
Exons: 5
Coding region: 482-1327 (281 amino acids)
Source: RefSeq, a predicted model, not a curated record